AUGGCUGAAGCCGCCAAAUAUGUUGUUCCUUCAGAGCUUGGAGGACCGAGUUGUUGUUCUUCCUCUGCAUGGCGAAGAAGGUGGAUUUACUCUGAAGAAAUAGUUCUGUGGCAGCCACUUAGAAAAUUGUUCCUACGUUCUUCUGUUACAACUGGUUUUUUUCUAUUUUGUUUUAUAGACACAGACGAGGACACGGUGAAAAGGUGUUUUGCCACAUUUGAAGAGAAGUUCUUCCAGACCUGUGAGAAAGAACUUGCCAAAAUCAACAUCUUCUAUUCAGAAAAGCUUGCAGAAGCUCAGCGCCGGUUUACUACUCUUCGGACCGAGUUACAGUCAACUUUGGAUGCACAGAAAGAAGCCAGUGGGGCUUCCACGCUGCAGCGGCGCAGAAAGCCGGUCUUCCACCUGUCCCACGAAGAGCGUGUCCAGCAUAGGAAUAUCAAAGAUCUGAAAUUGGCCUUCAGCGAGCUCUACCUCAGCCUCAUCUUACUACAGAACUAUCAGAACCUGAACUUCACCGGCUUCCGCAAGAUCUUAAAGAAGCAUGACAAGAACCUGGAGACGGCACGGGGGGCAGAAUGGCGGGUGGCCGAGGUGGAGGUGGCACCCUUCUACACCUGCAAGAAGAUCAACCAGCUUAUCUCCGAAACAGAGGAAGUGGUGACCAACGAGUUAGAAGAUGGAGACAGACAGAAGGCUAUGAAACGUUUGCGUGUUCCACCCUUAGGAGCAGCUCAGCCUGUACCAGCCUGGACUACAUUCAGGGUUGGCUUGUUCUGCGGGUUGUUCAUUGCACUGAACGUCACUGUCAUACUUUCAGGUGUGGCUUUUAUAGAUGGACCAAAUGUGUGGCCACUGGUGAGAAUCUAUCGAGGUGGCUUUCUCCUGAUAGAAUUCCUCUUUCUCCUGGGUAUCAACACGUAUGGCUGGAGACAGGCUGGAGUCAAUCACGUCCUCAUCUUUGAACUCAAUCCCCGCAGCAACUUGUCCCAUCAACAUCUCUUUGAGAUUGCUGGCUUCCUGGGGGUUUUGUGGUGCCUGAGCCUGCUGGCAUGUAUAUAUGGUAAAUUCACCUACAUCCCUAUGCAGGUGAAUCCACUCAUCUUAUACGGCUUCAUGUUGCUUUUUCUUAUCAACCCUACCAAAACCUUAUAUUACAAGUCCCGUUUUUGGCUGCUCAAACUAUUGUUUCGAGUGUUCACUGCUCCCUUCCACAAAGUAGGCUUCGCAGAUUUCUGGCUGGCUGAUCAGCUCAACAGUCUGGUCGUGAUACUCAUGGAUCUGGAAUACAUGAUCUGCUUCUACAGCUUUGAGGUUCAGUGGGAGGACAAUGCUGGACUUCUGGCAAAUACAGAUAAUCAGAUUUGUUACAGCUACUCCUACGGAGUGAGAGCAGUUGUCCAGUGCAUCCCAGCUUGGUUGCGAUUCAUCCAGUGCCUGCGCCGUUACCGUGAUAACAAACGGGCCUUUCAUCUGGUUAACGCUGGAAAAUAUUCCACCACCUUCUUCGUGGUGACAUUUGCAGCCCUCUACAGCACUCACAAAGCUAAAAACCACAGUGACACCCAAGUGUUCUUCUACCUGUGGAUUAUCUUCUAUUUCAUCAGCUCUUGCUAUACCCUUAUUUGGGACCUGAAGAUGGACUGGGGUCUCUUUGACAAAAACGCUGGUGAAAAUACCUUUCUUCGAGAAGGAAUCGUCUACCCACAGAAAGCAUACUACUAUUGUGCCAUCGUAGAAGAUGUGAUCCUGCGUUUUGCAUGGACCAUCCAGAUCUCCCUCACUUCCAUGCAAAUCUUUCCGUACGCUGGGGACAUCAUUUCUACUGUAUUUGCCCCACUUGAGGUAUUCCGGCGGUUUGUGUGGAACUUCUUCCGUCUGGAGAACGAGCACCUGAACAACUGUGGUGAGUUCCGUGCCGUGCGGGACAUCUCUGUGGCACCGCUCAACGCCGAUGACCUGACGCUUUUGGAUCAGAUGAUGGACCAGGAAGAUGGUGUUCGAAACCGCCGCAAGAACAAACAGUGGAAGCGCAGCCAGAGCGUGUCCUUGCGCAGACCUCGUCUUGCUUCACAGUAUGUUCUGCCUCUCUUCUAGUGAAAGA
Phaethon lepturus (White-tailed tropicbird) is the source of this 2104-nucleotide messenger RNA. RefSeq names its product xenotropic and polytropic retrovirus receptor 1 (gene XPR1). The transcript is spliced from 13 exons. Gene Ontology annotation, cellular component: cytoplasm; Golgi apparatus; plasma membrane. Gene Ontology annotation, molecular function: inositol hexakisphosphate binding. NCBI's taxonomy places the organism in Eukaryota, Metazoa, Chordata, Aves, Phaethontiformes, Phaethontidae. The record is from RefSeq and is a predicted model, not a curated record. Gene Ontology annotation, biological process: cellular response to phosphate starvation; phosphate ion transport. The coding region runs from base 1 to 2097 and encodes 698 amino acids.